AUGAACCCCCUGGAUGCGAUAUGUGAUGUGAAAAGGAACGACGCCGUGUGCGUCAGUAAUCUGAAGUCAGCCAAGCCGGUUGAUAAAGCUAUCCUUCAGGAGAGACCUGACGUGAAGAUCUUCCUGCCGUUCCGGUUCCACUUCUACAAGCCGAAGGAUUUGUUUAAGGAAAAUACUUACAGGAAUUUCUUAGUGGCCCCAGGCGGCGACCACGUCAUCAGCUUGGUCGACGAGAUCUCAUACAGCGCGCCGCCAGCUCCCCCCCUCUCUCAGAUGCACGAGCUGAACCCUGAGCUAUUCUGCAACGGAGAUAACAGACCUGCGAACUGCCCCGUGGACUGCCGCUGCACACAUAUGAUCGAUGUGCCUCUUAACUCGGUUGUGGAGAUCGUGCUUGUUGAUGAAGUGCAAUCACCGAAUCUGUCUCAUCCUUUCCACCUCCACGGAGCGCCAUACAACGUUAUCGGCAUGGGUCGCUCCCCGGACAAGAACAUUAAGAAAAUCAACCUGAAACACGCCCUGGACUUGGAUAGAAAGGGUCUACUUCAUAGACAAUACAACCUGCCUCCUUUCAAAGACACGCUGGCAGUGCCCAAUAAUGGAUAUGUUGUUUUAAGAUUGAAAGCAGAUAAUCCCGGAUAUUGGUUAUUCCACUGUCACUUCAUAUACCACAUAGUCAUUGGUAUGAACCUGAUAAUCCACAUAGGAACGCAAGCGGAUCUACCGCCUGUUCCUCCGAAUUUCCCUCGAUGCGGUCACCACUUGCCAGCAAUCUCCCCUCCCUACCCUGCGAUACACCACGGAUAG
Amyelois transitella is the source of this 807-nucleotide messenger RNA. RefSeq lists its product as uncharacterized. NCBI's taxonomy places the organism in Eukaryota, Metazoa, Arthropoda, Insecta, Lepidoptera, Pyralidae. Gene Ontology annotation, biological process: iron ion transport. The transcript is spliced from 4 exons. The coding region runs from base 1 to 807 and encodes 268 amino acids. Gene Ontology annotation, molecular function: oxidoreductase activity; copper ion binding. Gene Ontology annotation, cellular component: plasma membrane. The record is from RefSeq and is a predicted model, not a curated record.